Molecule: messenger RNA, 514 nt
Organism: Drosophila melanogaster (fruit fly)
Lineage: Eukaryota; Metazoa; Arthropoda; Insecta; Diptera; Drosophilidae
Gene: RpL36A
Product: ribosomal protein L36A
Exons: 3
Coding region: 85-399 (104 amino acids)
Biological process (GO): translation
Cellular component (GO): ribosome
Molecular function (GO): structural constituent of ribosome
Source: RefSeq, marked reviewed
GAAAACCUAUCGAUAGCGCAUGGCUUGACGGCACGCUGCCAUCGCUAUGUGAUUUCCUUCUUUUUUCGCCUUCACGAAAUCAAGAUGGUGAACGUACCGAAACAACGCCGCACCUUCUGCAAGAAGUGCAAGGUCCACAAGCUGCACAAGGUGACGCAGUACAAGAAGUCCAAGGAGCGCAAGGGAGCUCAGGGCAGGCGUCGUUACGACAGGAAACAGCAGGGUUUCGGAGGUCAGACCAAGCCCAUCUUCAGGAAGAAGGCCAAGACCACCAAGAAGAUUGUGCUGCGUAUGGAGUGCACCGAGUGCAAAUACCGCAAGCAGACUCCCCUGAAGCGUUGCAAGCACUUCGAGCUGGGCGGUGACAAGAAGCGCAAGGGACAGAUGAUCCAGUUCUAGGCACCUUCUUUACACCAUUAAAAAUCCUUUUUUCGCUAACGAAGUGGUUUUAUGUUGUUUUCGCGUCGCUGCACGGCGGCAAAUAAAACAAAAUAAACUUGUAGACGUAAGCUUU